UUUCAGUCCCCUCCUGUUCUCUCACUGUCGCUCUGAUGGCCGCGCAAUUUCUCUUCAAUCCUUCCUUCUCACAAAAGUCCUUCGUUUUGAGCAGCACAUCAGUGGAUAGUUGGGUCGCGUUUGACAUAUCCUGCCCUGAUUGAUACUGGCAUCCAUGCUCCUCCUGUUCUGGCAGUGAGUCGUCGUCGUCGUCCUUACGGUUCCUACUUACGGUCCCUAGUACGGUCGUCAAUCGUCAAUGGGCUCCCACUUAUCGACCUGCGCCCCAAAAGGGGACGAAUAUUACCACUGCGACUACUCCAUUGCCGGCUUUCGUGACAAUACGAGUACGGUAGCGGACGGCAUACUGGGCUUUACAAGUGUUGCGCUCCAGGAGGAGUUGCAGUCUCUACAACCUAACCCGGAUGUAGCAGGUGUCGGUACCUUGGUCGGCUUCGUCAUAUCCUUCGCCGCCUCGACAUUACUGGCGUUAUUUAUCCACUCCGUCGAAUGCCAUGAGAUCUUUGGCCAAAGUCAUAAAGGCGACCAUGAGAAGCACUCGACCAAACACUGGUGGAACAUCGCCGAUACCAUCCUGAUCUCGUGGUCCGACCAGCAGCUCGUCUUGGGCAUGGCCACCUCCAUCGCGGCCCUCAAGACCUGGUGCUCCUUCUCGACCUACCACCUCAAUCUCAUCGGCCAGUGGCUCGUCCUCUGCUCCGUCACCCACGCCAACGCCCUGCUCGUACACUGCAAGUAUUUUCAUCGUCGGCGCCUGCUUGCCGACGGGUUGCGCGUUGUCACCAUCUUGACCAACCUCAUCCUGUCGGGCAUGGUCUUUUUUGUUAGUCGAUCCGUCGGAGGCAAAGGGAUGCCCUCGGUCGCGGACCAUACUCCCUUGCAGAUCUUGCCGGCGCAGUGUUUCUUCAAGCACGCGAUCCUGGCGCCCGGAUUAAAGCUGGUGGAUGGGUAUGACCAGUAUUCUCAUCCAAACGGACAGGCGCUGUUCUUGAUGAGUUUGCUGAUCUUGAUUGCGGCCGGGUUAUCCAUGGCGGCGCAUCGAUGGCGCGGCAAGGGAGCGAGGAAGAGUCGGUGGUCGUGGAGCCUCAGGACUGUCAUGCUGUUGGCGAAUAUCGGCGUUGGUUUUGCGUCGCUGGUGUCGUCAGUCGAGCUGAGGGAUUGGAUGCAUGCGAACGGGUGGAUGGAGGAUGAUUCGGAGUUGGAAUGGUCGUAUGGACAGUUUAUUCCUGCGCUGUUGGGUUUGCUUGUUUUUGUAUCGGUGUUGGAGAAUGUGUUUGAUGAGCUUCCGGACAGGAAGAGCAUGGACCAGCAGAGCUUGAUACAGCUGGGUCGCGACGGGCAGUUCGAGAUGGAUAUGCGACGAAUAUCGGCACAGUCAAAGAUGGAUUUCAAAGUCCCACAAACAACGGUCUCGCCGCUCGAUCCAAGACCGUUUGACCCGAACGAAGGGCGAAAGUGGUAAGGUGAAAAUGACUAACGGCGAAAUGCGAGGGGCAGACUGCCGGUAGCCGAAGGGCCCCACCUGCUCCAAAUUCGCAUUUCGGGGGACUCAGUCAGACCGACGUCAGUAAGUUAUGUAGUGUUCAUCGGCAGGGCCAUGAUAGCGAAAGAACAUGUAAUGUAUGAAAGUAUCGAUACCCUCAAAUUCUGUGAUACCCC
Neurospora crassa OR74A is the source of this 1659-nucleotide messenger RNA. RefSeq lists its product as hypothetical. The transcript has 3 exons. The coding region runs from base 239 to 1462 and encodes 407 amino acids. NCBI's taxonomy places the organism in Eukaryota, Fungi, Ascomycota, Sordariomycetes, Sordariales, Sordariaceae. The record is from RefSeq and is a predicted model, not a curated record.